UCCUCUCCCACCUACCUCGCCAUGGGUGGAUGCUGGUUAUCCACUGAAGAGUGUCACUCGGAGCAGUGCAGACUAGGGGGUGUCCUAUCACACUGAGCCAUAGCAGAUUAUGACCUAAUAUUCGAUUUCAUUUGUAUUUUAUUGUUUUGAAAUUGUGAAAAGCAGCAAGUACUUAGCUCAGACUGAAGCAUCUCAUCUAAUUUUCUAGAGCAUAGUGUCUCCCCUUUGUGUACGAUGAGACAGUUUAAUGCGCUGUGACGGACAGGAGAUGCUCUUGUUUUGCAAACAAAUAUUUUUGCAAAGAAAUCUCACCCUACUUGUUACAAUUUCAAGAAACAAAGUGGUUUCGUCUGAAUGGAUUUUCUGACAGAAAACGGUUUCCAUGCAAAUGUUCACACCUUAUUUCCUGGGCUUUAUCCCUGCCUCCGGGGGGUUGUUGUCUGUUAGUUAGAACAGGAGUCAGGACUGUUGUCUUCUCUUUCUGGCUCCGUCACCGCUUUGCUGUGUGACACCUUGGGUAGGUCCAAUGGGAACAGGGUCAAUUCUCUAACUCCAGGCAGCAGUGAGCCUGGGUGAGAUAAGGGAUGUUAAGGCCGUCUGCGAAGGAGAAAGGGAUGUUUCCAGGUGCUGAAUGUCAAGAACUCUAAACUUUGCUAAAAUGGCUAGUCUCGAGAAACAAGAACUAGUUGGGGCCAAACUUUAACCAUUGUCUUUUUUAAAGGCCAUUCAGGGAUGUGAGUCCCAGAGAGCCAUAGAGAGGGGGAGCAUCUUGCCCAAAGUCCCACAGAUCAAGAGGCAGCAAUGGAAGCAGGAGUGACCCUCCCUCUCAAAGGCAGGGGGACCAGACAUUAGGGCCUGGUUGCAAUUGCCAGCUGUGGGAGGGAGUGUGCGGCAGUGGUUAGUGAAGGGGUCCAUCCAUGGCUCUGACACUCAGUGUGACCCUGAGCUGGUAGCUGAGGCCAGUUUGCUAUCAGUAGGGUUGGGGUCCCAUGGCUACAGCCCAGCGGGGUUGGGAGGCUCCAGGAAGGUGUGUAAAGUGCUGGGAUGUCAGGAUCCUGGAGGCGCUGUCACCUCCGCCCUAGGGCAGUGUUCUGCACCCCCCUGCUGCUGGCUGAGUUUCUCCGUCCCUUGGCAAUAAGACAGACUCUUGUUUUCACAGCCAGUCAAUCGCCCUCGUGUCAUCACCCUGCCUGCUGGCUGGGCAGGGUAACUCCUGAGGUCACCACCCUCUCCAGCCUGCCUUGGGCUUGGAGAGUGAGGAGGAGGGCGAGGGACGUCUGCUGACCCUGAACAUCCGCCAUCCAUCAUCCCAUCACUGAGAGCAAGAUGGCCAGGCUCCUGCGGAUGGUCCGGAGGAAGGCUCUGCAGGUGGCCCCAGAGCCUGAGGGAAGCAGCUGCCACCUUCCCAAGGGGCAGAGCAAGCCCUGCGUCCCCGCUGGCGGGGAAGCAGCUCCCGUCCAGGCCAGACGGCGGAAGUGCCCGGCCUUCUGGAAAAGGAACCCGGCUCCCGGCGCAGGCGCCGAGCUGGGAGAGGCCCCGACCAGGCCCCAGUGGAGCUGGCCCAGGCUGCGGUUUCGCAGACAGGACCCAGCCCAGGAGGGGCACCGGGCAGGGUGGCUCUGGGGCUUGUUGUGUGGGCAGCAGCGGCCCCAGGAGCCCAGCCCUCCUUCCCAUCAGGAGGCAUCGCCCUGCCCGGUCUCUGAGGCCCUUCCAGCCCCCGCCGGCCAGGAGGGGGAAGGUCCCUGUCCCAGCACCGGCAGCUCAGCAUGGGACAGCGGCAGCACCUGGGCCUCUGGCAGCAGCCAGGCCGAUGGAGGCCACUGCUUUGUUCCAGGGACCCCCCUGGAUUCGGAGCAGGAGGAAGGGGUGGACAUGGCCGAAGAUGAAGCUGCUCUCAAGGUCAUCCGAGAGCAGCUCCAGUGCAGAGAUAAGCACCAUGAAACCUGCCCUGGAGCCAGCCCUAGAGACCCACCUCUUGCGAGCUGCCCUUCACUCCGUCUUCACCCUGGGCACGGAGAAGGACACCACCGACAUCCAGGCUCUGCACAAAGUCAUCCCAGAGGUCCUGGAUGCCAUGCUGGGGAACCUGCUGGCAGAGUCCCCAGACACAGACAGGCUCCACUUCAUCUUGGAGCAUGUCAACUUGUGGGUCGUGUCCAGGGUGUCGCAGGAGCGAGCCAGGGCUAUCAGGAGCAGCACAGCCCUGCUGAGAUACACAGUCACCCUCCCUGAGUUUGACAUCUCAGCCGAGUUCCCUAGGAUGGGUCACCAUGUGGCCCAGCUGGCUCUAUUUGUCAGCGAUCCAGACAAGGACAUCAGCCGGCAGGCCAGGGAGGGGACUUACCGGCUCUACCAACUGCUGCUCCAACAGAGGGGGCUGACCAUACAUGACGCGGAAGAUCUCUGGUGCUAUGACUGGCACCAGGACAGAAGGCUCUUAGGCUACAAGAAUACAGCCAGAGUGGGGGAGGUCUUUGGAAAAUUCUUCUCCAUCGGGCAGAAAAGAUCCUUUGUGCAGACAGCAGUGCUGGCCAUCCACAACCCCCUGCUGCGUGUCAGCCAGGCUGGGCUGGUGCUCGUCUACUCCCUCCUGGGGGAAGCCCAGCAACUGAUGGGGGUCACGCACGAGGAUGUCACAGCCAAGGUCAUGUGCCAGCUUCACAUCAUCAGGCACUUGCACCAGAUGCCCGAGGUGCUGCAAGGGCUGUGGCUCAUCUGAUGCUCUUCAAGGUUCCGCUCCCUGUUCAGCAAGUCCCGCUCCCUGCUGCAGGUAGAGAUCUUCCUGCCCCAUAUGGCGCAGAAGGACCUUUGUGUCAGAUCUACAGACUGUCUGCCCAACUGAAGCUCAGGAAGCUCCACAUUUGAGGAGCAAGAGACUCCGCAGAGAACUCCUCAAACCUGUUCUCCUGGGAGCGUUUGUGGGAGGAGGCUCCCAUCCCUCAGUCUCCAACUCCAUCAUGCAGUCUCUUUUACCUAACAUCUCCGCUCUCCAGCUCCACUUCCCGCAGCAGGACAAACGGACCUUCAGCUCCUAGAGAACAGACUCUGACCUCCUUCUGAUCAGCAAUGGGGUUUCACCAUCCCCUCAGCAAACCUGUCAGCUGGGCUGGACCGGAUUUGAAGGAGGAGGGUAUCGAAGAGGGUGGCUUGGCCUAUGGCUGCCUAGCCUGGGGCUAGGCCAAAUUGAUGACCAAGUGAGCCCCACCUGAGAGGAAACAAGGGGAAACAGCAGCAAAAGUCCAGAAGCAGAGCGAGCUGUUCAGUCGACGGCCUUGGGCCAAACCCUGGAGUCCAGGGUAGGACUGGCUUCUCUCACCGUCCCUAAGGAAGGGGACAUAGAAGACCCUAGAAACCCAAGAAGGGCAGGCCGAGCCGAAAUCAGGCUGAGAGAGAACUCCCCACGAGGGUGGAAGGCCUUGUUUCUGUUCAAGACAUUUUUGGACUUUGUUUGGAAGGAGCAGGACCCAGGAAGGAGCGGAGUAAAGGCCAGUCACCUGGUUGGAGGGCUGAGUUCCCAGCCAAGAAAGUGCAAGAGUGAGUCUCAGCGGGGUUGCUAGCCCAGCUCGAAAGCGGUGACACGAGGCCUGGCCAGCAUCUAGCGACCCUCUGUUCUCCUUCUGGGCUGCCUAGACCCUGACUGUAACAUCUCUUUGGCCCAGCCUCUUACACAGACGUGUGCUGCAGCCAGCCCAGCGCAGGGAGCAGUGGGGACAGAUGAUCUCAUCCUGUCAGACAAAGCAACAUGGGUCCCAUUGAGGCUUAGAUGGAAGAUCCCAGGCAUCUCCUGGAGAGGAUGCGUCCGGGACACUGGAGACUGUUUCGUGCAGGAGGUUUGAGCGGGGAGAGAUCACUCCUUGUCAUGACCCUUGGGUCAUUAACCCGGGUCUGCAGGGUUCCUGGGAGCAGCCACCCUCCAGCACGCCACCUGGAAGCCUACGAAAAACUGCUUAGCUAGGACUGACGAAGUCCAGACCCAGUUUGAGGCUCCUAUUGGCAGAGUCCCAGAGCAGCUAAUCAGCCCCCGGGACCUCUUUA
Messenger RNA from Chelonia mydas (Green sea turtle), 4035 nucleotides. RefSeq names its product maestro heat-like repeat-containing protein family member 1. NCBI's taxonomy places the organism in Eukaryota, Metazoa, Chordata, Testudines, Cheloniidae. The record is from RefSeq and is a predicted model, not a curated record. The transcript is spliced from 14 exons. The coding region runs from base 1811 to 2719 and encodes 302 amino acids. Gene Ontology annotation, cellular component: cytoplasm.